Anopheles maculipalpis is the source of this 4123-nucleotide messenger RNA. RefSeq lists its product as uncharacterized. The record is from RefSeq and is a predicted model, not a curated record. Bases 45 to 4094 code for a protein of 1349 amino acids. Gene Ontology annotation, molecular function: signaling receptor activity. Gene Ontology annotation, cellular component: signaling receptor complex; external side of plasma membrane. Gene Ontology annotation, biological process: nervous system development. NCBI's taxonomy places the organism in Eukaryota, Metazoa, Arthropoda, Insecta, Diptera, Culicidae. The transcript has 16 exons.
CGCAGUAUAAUGUGCACGCAUCGAGUGAAAAAGCUGCGCGGAAAAUGAGAUCCAAAUGUAACGCCAACCGGCAGCAGCAGCGGCAGCGGUUAGCGACAUCUAAGGCACAGGACCAGAGCGGCCAGUAUUCUGUUGGUAAGCAGGAUGGACGCACAGGAAAGCGUCUGGCAAGGACAAGAGCUGGUCCGCCACGGAUGUCGCUCGGUGCGACGAUGCUGCUGGUCACACUGUUAGGUCCGGCGCUAGAUGUACGGCAUGGGCCAAGUAUGACCGUUAGCGGGAGCGAGUUCCCCGAGCGUGAAUGCUGCGAUCCAGUUUAUCCACCGAUGCCCGACCCGGAGCCGAUUCCGGGUCCGGCCUACCCGACGACGACGAUUUCCACCUCCUCCUCGUUUCAGACCGGCCAGGGUGGGAGUGUGGGCGGUGGGCUAAUAGGUGGGGGAGUUGGUGGUGCUGGAGCAGGAUCCACGGCAGUGGGAAACGAGCUCGGUGGUGGGCUGAUCGGCACGGGUUCCGGUAGUCAACUGUCAUCCUCGCGACCGAUGCAUAUCGGUUAUUCUGGAUCGAAUAUUAAGACUGCAAUAGCUAUUUUAAAUUGUAUAUUAGCACGACAGCUGUGCUUCGAGGACCCGUCAUGCUCUGCCAUCCUGGAGAUUAUACCGCGCGUCUGUGGGCCCGUACCGGUUGCCUGCAGCACGGUUACCGUAACGAAAUGUCAGGCCGCCCUCCGGACGCUGCAGGCGUUUCCAUUUUUCCGGCCCACCUGUCUGUGCAAGGAGCCGGGCAUCGAUCCGGACUGUAAUUAUUUUCGAGACUUCCUGUUCGAUCAUCCCUGCGGUUUCGUGUCCAAGAAAGAAAAAGAUCCCUAUCCGGUGGAUGCAUUACCGACGUGCAAUCAUGCACUAUCUGUGUGCCAGCAGGAGCGAAAGUGUAUAAAAUUAUUCGAGGAUUUUAAGCUACACUGUAAAGUGCGGGAAAAUAAGUGCCGCAUGGAAGAUAGGGAUUUGUGCUACGAAGCGUGGACUAAUCUGCGAUUAUCGCCGAUGUUCGGCUGCAUCUGCCCGAAUAAUCACAUGAAGCGCAGAUGUGAUAAAAUAUUUAGCGUUGUUAACCAUAAUCCGUGCGUCGAUGUGCUUCCCUCCGCACUAGACACAUCUUCCGGCACCGCAACUAAUUCCAUCUAUCCGAACUUUUUUCCCUCCGACAUCAUAGAAGAUCCUCCACCUACCAGCACUUAUCCGUACUUUCUGUUUCCCUCCAAGAAGUAUCCACCGUCGGCGUUCGGGUCCGCCAUUUACCACGCUACCGUGGACUACAUCAACCUACCCGAUGGGGGCACGGGCUCGAACACGUCCAACGGGACCAACCCAGAGACAGAUCAAUCCUCCUCCUCCUCCUCCUCCUCCUCCUCUACUAUUCCCCGCCAGUAUCCGGGAACCGAGCAUAACUAUCGCACUAGAUACGAGCACAAUUUUGACACCAGCAUGCACCACACCAAGCACCAAAGUCCCACUCACAGUAGCAGUAAUAAUGCACCCAUCGCACCGUCGUGGCCCGACCAGCACCAACACCAGCACCAGCACCAGCAGCAUCCGUACCGUCACGGCGAGAAUGGUACGGCCGAUCCUACCGGUCACGUUGGUAUGGGACGAUGGGAUAGCAUGUCGGUCCCAUCUGACCUCCAGCAGCAACCGGAGACUGUACGGGCAAUGGGUGUGGACGAUAAUUAUCACCGUCUGCUGGACCAGAAUAUGGCCCUGAUCGAGACGCCGCUGGUCGCGCCACCGCAUGCCUACUAUCCGCAGCACUACAAGACGGCACUCUAUCCGUACAACAUCAGCGGCUAUCACCAUCUGCAUCAGCACGGUACCGGCGGCCACUUCGGUAGCCACCAGCACCAACCGCAUCAGCAUUCGUACGGUGGGUUCGAGUACGAGUACGCGACCGGUGGCGGUGUUGGUGGUAGCAUCGGUGGCCCCGGUACCGGUGGCUACCUGGCCGCAUCGGCUGGGUCCGCUCCGGUCGACAAUAUUCUGAUCAGUUUGAACGGUGGCAAUGGAGAUGCGGCCAUCGAGCUCGACGGUUCGAGCUACGAGCACACAAUGGACAAACAAUUCGGAUCGGACGACAUUGAAGAAAAAGAGGCGGAAAUGAGUUUUAUUCACUUCCAAAGUACCUGCCACCUUGCGCUGGACUCUUGCCGUGACGAUCAGGUAUGUUCGUCCGCACUGAAAACGGUUCUGAUGCACUGCGAUCAGCAUCGGUGCAAUCGAAACGCUUGCAUGGAGUCGCUGCAGAGCUUUUACAAGAGCAUUCACGACGAUCUCAGCCUGGACAUUGCGUUCUGUCUGUGCAGAAAAACACCGAACCGGCACGACAGCUGCAUGAUCGCGCAGGAAAAGCUGCAUCCCGUGUGCGCUCAGCGGCCACCGGAAAGCCUCAGCCAGCAGUCUUCAUCGGCCGGUAACGGUAUCACGUACAAUGCGCCGCCAGCGUGCCACGCCGUCGCGGAGCUGUGCCGUGAGGAUGAAGACUGCCGCGCCCGGCUGGAGGUGUUCGAGCAGUCCUGUGCGGUGGACAGUGUGACCAAGAAGUGUGCCGGAAAGACGAGCGCUUGCAGGCAGGCUAUGCUUGGCAUUCUGGGCACACCGCUCAGGACGACCUGCGCCUGCCAGGGCUCGGACAUGCAGCAGCUGUACGACUGUCUGGGUUGGCAGCGACUGCUCUGGCUCAACCCUUGCGUUGUUGAGUCACAGAAAGACUUUCACUUGAAGCGCUUGGCGGAGCUGGGACUACUGACGACUACGACGACGAUGGCCACAACUACGACAACCGCCACCACCACGACCACCACCAUGAGAACUACCCGUGUUACGCAUCCACCAACACUUCCUCCAACAAAACCAAAACCCGUGUAUCGACCAAAGCCAACCGAGAUGCACACGAUCGAAACAAAUUACGUUGAAACGCCUGACACGCGUCCAGAAACGCUUCUGCACAAUCAAAACGGUGUGAUUGAACGUUCCGAUAUCGAUCGUGGCUACCAACAUCCUCACCCUGAUGAGUAUGAUCGGUCUUCCGGGACUAGGCAUCAGCCGGUUGAUACGGACGGUGAGGAUGAAAUGGCGGGACAGUACGAGAAAGAAAUCUACCAAAGACCCGACGAGCAGGUGCUCCACGUAGCCAGCACGGAGAUUCAGGAGGUGGAGACUCUUGCGCCAACAACCGUGACUACAACAACAACCGAACCGACGACAACACCUGUUCCAAUAAGAUACUGCGUAGUACAGAGAUCUCAUCAGCCCGAUCAGCUGAUCGCGGAAGGAAAGAGUCGCAGGCUCUACAUCUUGGACGAUGCCGAAUGCAGCGAACUGUGCACGUGUGGUGGUGGAGAUUCACUCGCUCUUACCUGUCAUGCACUGUGCGUUCCGUUGGCUCCUUGCCGGACCGCCCUAGCUUACUACAGCCACGCUGCCCCAGCAUACCAAGCGUUCCGUGGACGAUGCCUCUGCUAUUCGGGACGGUUCAUCUGCAUGAGGCCACCGCCGGGAGAAUAUCAGCUUCCUGGAGGUAUCUUUCUUCUAUUAGGUUAUAGUUCUACCGACGAAGCACUGUUAAGACCGCACACUAACUUAGGAGUACAGGACGCCGUACGUGCCCUACAGCAAUACGUCCUGCAGCAUAUCGAUAACUCGACUCUCUGUACAUUGACACUGUUCAACAUCACGGAAGAAAACAUAAUUCUUUCAAUAAGGUUACCGACGGAUCCGAAGCUCACACCAAUGCAGUUGUUAAAGCUGGAAAAGGACCAGUGUACCAGGAUACUGGAAACGAUCAGUCACCAGAUCAACACACAGUACGUGGAACUGUCCGCUCAUCGAUUGCUCAGCAUUUUCAAGAUGGCCGAGGUACAGAUCGUAUGGCCCGAGGUCAGUAGCGCCCGACAACACACCACCCCAACGGUGACGGUCAGUCUGCUCACGGGCGUUGCAAUGGUGCUGCUCACACUCUGCGGCACACUCGUCCCACCGUUUGUCCGGUGGAACCAACAUCACCAUCAACGAUGGCCGGCUGCACCACGAUCAGUUACGUGACGAUUGACAAUACCGACGUAAAGUGGGAU